AAAACGAUCAAAUAUGUACGCCGACGAAGUUGAUAAGGAUAGACGCACUUUCAAAAAGAACUUUUCUUCAGCUCGAGGAUCAGGAAUCGAUGGUAAAUGGAAACGCGACAUGUUCCAGACAGCAAAUCGAUCUCCAAAGCAAAAUUUCACGACCAAGAGGCGAGCACAGACAAACUUUGUCACUAAAGCCGGUGCCGCGGCGGCAGGACUUGCCACUAGGAACAUUUCAACAGCAUCAAUCCGUGGAAGAACUGCGCCGGCUGUUGUCAGAGAAAUUCAUACUGGACCAUCGACUCUUAUCAUAAAGAACUUGGCAACCACUGUCACACAAGAAGAUCUUGAAGAGCUCUUCGAACAAUACGAGCCAGAGCUCGUCCAGCUUCACUACGGCCCAACAGGAGAGAGUAAUGGAUGCGCUGAUCUUAUUGUCCCUCACGCACAAGUCGCUAUUAUUCAAAAAGCACUGGAAGGUGUUCUGUUGGACGGAGAGCCGAUUGAAGUUCUCGAAGCAAACCCACCGAAGCAGGUUUCUGUGUUCGAUCGGAUCAAGAAGGUUUCACGAGGAAACGAUUUCAAAGCAAAGAACAUGCGCGUCGUUGUCAAGUCAAAAGGAGGAUUCCAGAAGAGAGGAGCGCGUGGAGAUUUCUAGAGAAAAUCUAGAGGCCAUGAUCUAUCUGUAAUCGUGUUUAUAACCAAUCCAAAAUUCCAUUCUCGUCUCCACUUUUUAUUUAUUUUUAUUCCAUUUCUCAAGUUUUGUUGUUUUACUGCUCAUCUAGAGCAUUCCAUUUGACUCUUCCUUUCUCGUUUUUUCUCAACUUUGUACUGAAUCAUUUUCUGUCUCCGUUCGUCAUAACUUUCCAGAUAAUAAACCAGAUUUUACAC
Caenorhabditis elegans is the source of this 882-nucleotide messenger RNA. It is a transcript of the gene C02B10.4, whose product is annotated as RRM domain-containing protein. Gene Ontology annotation, molecular function: nucleic acid binding; RNA binding. Lineage: Eukaryota; Metazoa; Nematoda; Chromadorea; Rhabditida; Rhabditidae. The record is from RefSeq and is marked reviewed. The coding region runs from base 14 to 649 and encodes 211 amino acids. The transcript is spliced from 4 exons.